UAAAAACAGAAGCAAUUGAACAGAGCAGAGUAACAGCGGGACUCACCAGGACGACGACAGGGUAAAAACCUUGAAGAAUCAACACGUCACUUAAACAGUAAACAGAGCAGAACUAGCAGGUCUAGUUUCGGAACGCUCUGAAAACGGUAGACGCGUUAAGAAGAAGAAGAAUCAGUAACAGUAAGUUCAAAAGUAAGAUAAACCAGUCAACAUGAGCAGCUCGAGACACGCGUUCUACACCGUCGAGGUGGGCGACACCAAGUUUACCAUCCUGAAGCGAUACCAGAACCUGAAGCCGAUCGGAUCCGGUGCCCAGGGCAUUGUCUGCGCCGCGUACGACACCAUCACCCAGCAGAAUGUCGCCAUCAAAAAGCUGUCGCGGCCGUUCCAGAACGUCACACACGCCAAACGAGCCUACAGGGAGUUUAAGCUUAUGAAGUUAGUCAACCAUAAAAAUAUAAUUGGACUGCUGAACGCAUUCACGCCGCAGCGCACGCUCGAGGAGUUCCAGGACGUGUACCUGGUGAUGGAGCUGAUGGACGCCAACCUGUGCCAGGUCAUACAGAUGGACCUGGACCACGAGCGGAUGUCGUACCUGCUGUACCAGAUGCUGUGCGGCAUCAAGCAUCUGCACUCGGCCGGAAUCAUACACAGGGAUCUUAAACCGUCAAACAUCGUCGUCAAAUCGGACUGCACGCUCAAGAUCCUGGACUUUGGGCUGGCCCGCACGGCCGGCACCACCUUCAUGAUGACGCCGUACGUGGUGACGCGGUACUACCGCGCCCCCGAGGUCAUCCUGGGCAUGGGCUACAAGGAGAACGUCGACAUCUGGUCGGUGGGCUGCAUCAUGGGCGAGAUGAUCCGCGGCGGGGUGCUGUUCCCGGGCACGGACCACAUUGACCAGUGGAACAAGAUCAUCGAGCAACUCGGAACGCCGUCGCCCUCGUUCAUGACCCGGUUACAGCCGACGGUGCGGAACUACGUCGAGAACCGGCCCCGCUACACCGGCUACCCGUUCGAUCGGCUCUUCCCGGACGUGCUCUUCCCCACGGACUCGAACGAGCACAACCGGCUGAAGGCGAGCCAGGCGCGUGAUCUGCUGAGUAAAAUGCUCGUCGUCGACCCGGAACACCGCAUCUCCGUCGACCAGGCGCUCGUGCACAGCUACAUCAACGUGUGGUACGACGAGAGCGAAGUCAACGCGCCCGCCCCCGGCCCGUACGACCACAGCGUCGAUGAGCGGGAGCACACCGUCGAACAGUGGAAGGAGCUGAUCUACCAGGAGGUUAUGGAGUACGAGGCGCGCAACAACCUCGCUGACGGCGACGGCACCCCGCGGUAGAAGCCGUCCUCGACGACCGCGGCCGACUAAAACGACGCAAACCUGGCGAACCUGCUCCACCACCAUCAGUCUCAUUAUCCCCCUUGCUACGGCCGCACCCAACCGUACCAUCAUACCCAGCAGCAGCAUCACCAUCAGUACCAUCGUUACAAUUCGGGGGAGGAUCGCGAGGCGGCGGCGGCAGGAGGGGGACUGUGCGAGGAGCGCCUGGUUUGAGGGGAGAGUGAGAGAGAGAGAAAGCACAAUACCACAAUAUACAAGAGAGAGGACAGAGAGAAAAGUAAGCAGUUUUCCAUCAAAGCAACCCCGCUCUCGCUCAUGACCGCGCGUUGACACAGCGCCACACACUGAGGUAAAUCAGCGGGAUGAAUUGAUGCGUUGAGUGGCUCGACGCACGCAAAAGUGGUUUCGUUUCGUUCUUUCAUUUUUAAUGUCGAGCUGGCAAGAUGACGCAAGAACUAAACACACAAAAAGUAUUUGAGCGGAAAAGAGAGAGAGGUGAAGAAUCGUGCGCUGUGAAGUUCAUUACUAAGCAAAGGAAGAGUAACUGCAGAAAGUGUGUUGGAGAGAAAUCACUGAGCUUCGCUCAGCGAACUACUUGUACAUAUUUAUGAGUAUGAAACAAAUUUGUGGGUAGAGCUACAAACGGCAUGACAUACCCUCCCCCCUCAACCCCCGUUUUCUAGAGUUACUAAAAACUAAAUAGUGGCAGUUUUGUGUACGUGAGAGUGAGUUUCGUAAAGUGCAGCGUAAUAAAAUACAAAAACACAGCAGCUGGUCAAAACGUGCAAUAAUUUUAUCUCCAAAAUUCAAAAAACGUGAAGGAAAAAUAUUGCCCCAAAAAAACGCUUCCAACGGGAUUAACAUAAACAAAUAGAACGUCAAGUUGCGUGCAGCACUGAAAAAAAGAGUUCUUAGAUCGCUUUUAAUUGUUAAAAAAUAUUUGCGUGAAAGCAGCAAACAAAAAUACACAAAAUUAUCAUAGUAAACACAGAAAAAAUGUCACGCGGAUCAUUGUCACCCCGCCCCCCGUCCUGGUCCCUGCGUUUUUAGUUCGAUCCCAACCCGGAAGCGGAAGAAGAUGGUUACGCAAACUAUGUGAUAAGGUAAGUCAGAAUCGGUUUAAUUGCUACUAAACUAAUUUACUCAUGGAAUCGAUACACACUUCUUGUACAAUUCUUUAAUUUAACCCCGGUAAAUAAUAACAAACAAACAAACAAACAGAAAGAGAAAUGCUCAGGUCAACUCAUGGCAGACUAGGAUUGAUUCAGUUGGGUUUUGUUUUUGUUUUUAAAACACGCAAGAGGAAAAGCAAACGAGAUGGCGCGCUGUUUUGAUCCCCAAUCCUUGCUCUAAUAAUGAAUUAAUUUAUACAACACUGCCCUCUAUUCGAGUAUGUAAGGUCAGAAUCAAACGAAGCGUCGUCCCCAGCAAAUUACAGA
Messenger RNA from Culex quinquefasciatus (southern house mosquito), 2784 nucleotides. It is a transcript of the gene bsk, whose product is annotated as stress-activated protein kinase JNK. The record is from RefSeq and is a predicted model, not a curated record. Gene Ontology annotation, cellular component: cytoplasm; nucleus. Gene Ontology annotation, molecular function: ATP binding; JUN kinase activity. Bases 212 to 1342 code for a protein of 376 amino acids. Lineage: Eukaryota; Metazoa; Arthropoda; Insecta; Diptera; Culicidae. The transcript has 8 exons. Gene Ontology annotation, biological process: protein phosphorylation; JNK cascade.